Drechmeria coniospora is the source of this 1128-nucleotide messenger RNA. RefSeq lists its product as uncharacterized. Gene Ontology annotation, cellular component: Rpd3L-Expanded complex; Rpd3L complex; nucleus. Lineage: Eukaryota; Fungi; Ascomycota; Sordariomycetes; Hypocreales; Ophiocordycipitaceae. The record is from RefSeq and is a predicted model, not a curated record. The transcript has a single exon. Gene Ontology annotation, biological process: regulation of DNA-templated transcription. Bases 1 to 1128 code for a protein of 375 amino acids.
AUGGCGCCUCGCCACAGGAACGGCAUGUCGCCCUCCAUCACUUCGUCGCCCGUCAUGGGACCGUUGCCCGAACCGAGAAUCACAACCCGCGGGUCACCGGCGCCGGGCGGCGCGCCUCGACCCAUGUCGGCGCGAGCGCGACGGAAUUCGCUGCAGUCGAAUGCCGACAACGGCAGGGCGCGGGCCGUGUCGUCGGCUUCGUCCAAACCCAACGGAACGGCGGCGGCGGCGGCGGCGGUGACGACGAGCGAACCGUCGUCGGCCACUCCCUUCCCGCCACCCGCCCACGAGACGAGCGCGCCCAAGGCGUCGAGCGCGAAGCCGGAGCCGAUCAAGAGCGAAGGGGGCGGCGGAGAGUUGGAAGGCGAGCCGGCGUCGACUCCGGGAGUCGACGACGCGGGCGGGGGCGACGGCGCGGAGCAGAGCGAAUCCGCGCCGCCGCCGCCGCCGCUGAUCAGCCUGCUGGGAACGGUCAUGACCAAAAGCGGGCGGGCGAGCAAGCCGUCGACCCCGGCGAUACUGGCGGCCCAGGAGGCGGCGCGGCCACGGUCGGUUCGAAACACGGACAACGGCGGCGGCGGCAAGAAGCGCAAGAUCAACUCGGCCACGCAGGCGCUCGCUCCGCCCGGCGACGAAGCCAGCAGGGGCCCAACGCAGGGGGACGACGACGACGACGACGGCGACGGCGACGAGCCGACGUACUGCUACUGCAACAGCGUCAGCUACGGCGAGAUGGUGGCUUGCGAUGCCGACCGAUGCCAGCGCGAAUGGUUCCACCUCGCGUGCGUCGGCCUCAAGGUGGCGCCAGGUUCGAAAAGUGAGUCCGAGCCUCCUCGCUCCGCCCUCUGCUUUGUUUUCUUUCUUUUUUUUUGGACGCUGACGCGAGAGGGUGGCAGCGAAAUGGUACUGCGAGGACUGCAAGAAGCACCUGAAAAUGGGCGACAAGAAGGUGAGCAGCCGGUAAGCGAUGGCGGCCGGCGCCGGGACGGACGGGCCACCAGUCACCAGCCGGCCGUUCCGUUUGGGUGCUGCGGCGGAGCGUGUGUCCCUGAAGGGUUUCAGCAUGGCGUGUUUUGUCUUGUCUUGUUUCUUACUCUCUUAUUCUUUGGCGCAGAGCACGCCGGGUAG